Sinocyclocheilus anshuiensis is the source of this 1110-nucleotide messenger RNA. Its product is annotated as tetraspanin-3-like. NCBI's taxonomy places the organism in Eukaryota, Metazoa, Chordata, Actinopteri, Cypriniformes, Cyprinidae. Gene Ontology annotation, cellular component: plasma membrane. Bases 135 to 866 code for a protein of 243 amino acids. The transcript is spliced from 7 exons. The record is from RefSeq and is a predicted model, not a curated record.
GCUUCAAACCCGUGAGUCGAGAGAGCAUGUGACUGUCACUGACUGAACUAAAAAGAACACGAGGAAAGAAAACAAAACGUCUCAAACUGUCCGAAAACAUUCGCAGCUUGGGCUCCCAUCACUCAGCAGCAGACAUGGAUUGCGGAAUUCUAACAUCUAAAACCGUUCUUUUAUUUCUCAGUGUAAUAUUUUGGGCUGCUGGAGCGGCCCUCGCGUAUGUUGGCUCUUAUGUGAUAAAGAGCUACAACAGCUUUGAAGACUUUGUAUCUAAUAAGUACUCCGUCAUCCCAGCAGCCAUUAUAAUCGCUGUGGCUGUGGUCAUGUUUGUCAUCGGGAUCGUUGGCUGCUGUGCAACUCUGAGGGAGUCCAAAGUCGGUUUAGGCUUUUUUCUUCUCAUCAUCAUGAUAAUCUUCGCAGCCGAGGUGACCGCUUUUGUGUUUGGCUUCAUCUACAGGGGAAGAAUUAAGGGUGACCUAGAAAAGUCAAUGAACAGCGUCUUUCAAAAGUAUGACGGUGUGGACAGUGAAACCCAUGCAGUGGAUUACUUGCAAUUCCAAUUGGAGUGCUGUGGGGUGAAUAACAUCACAGACUGGACUGCAAUGCCAUGGUUUGGCCAACAUAACAACUCUGUGCCACAUUCCUGCUGCAAAGCAAAUGCUACACAAUGCACUGGCCAACUCACCCAACUAGAUCUUCUGAACACACAGGGAUGUGAAGCUAAACUGGAGCAGAUGCUUCAGGAUGUGCUCAGUUAUGCAAUGUUGGUCAUCCUGGGAUUUGCCAUCAUUAAGUUGUUUGGGAUGCUCAGCAUCUGUGUCAUUGCCUGCAAAAGCAAGAAGAAUGACUAUCAGCCUCUGUAUGCGUGAUAGUAAAAUCUCCUGAAUCACUCUCUUGGGACAGUCGCUACAUUCUCGCUACUGUGCAGCUAAACACAGCCUCACUGGCACCAUAAACAACAGUGGUUUGAAGGUGUGACAGUAUUCCAAACAUUUAGUUAAAAAAAAAUAAUUGUAAUGCCUUUUGGUUUGAGUGCAAAAGUCCAACUUGAAUGAGAAAUGCUGAUGGGAACCACACAGGUGUGUGGUCAGAAAAACACCGAACAUUAUCAAA